Messenger RNA from Onychomys torridus (southern grasshopper mouse), 2559 nucleotides. RefSeq names its product vomeronasal type-2 receptor 116-like. Gene Ontology annotation, molecular function: G protein-coupled receptor activity. Gene Ontology annotation, cellular component: membrane. The transcript is spliced from 6 exons. Lineage: Eukaryota; Metazoa; Chordata; Mammalia; Rodentia; Cricetidae. Gene Ontology annotation, biological process: G protein-coupled receptor signaling pathway. The coding region runs from base 4 to 2559 and encodes 851 amino acids. The record is from RefSeq and is a predicted model, not a curated record.
AAGAUGUUGUCUUUGAUAUUUGUCUUCAUGGUCCUGAAGCCUCCCUUCAUUUUCUGCAGUUUGACUGACCCUGUGUGCUUUUUGAGAAUGAAAAACAAGAAAAACCUAGAAGGAGAUAAAGAAAAAGACUGUUUCUUUUCCAUUUAUACAGGGCAUAGAAACAUGAAAAAUGAUUAUUUCAGUAGAAAUCUAGAUAAACAGUUAACACCUAAGAACAUCCACUUGAUUUUCUCUCUUUAUUUUGCCAUGGAAGAAAUCAAUAGGAAUCCUCAUAUUUUACCAAACAUUUCUCUGCUAGUUGACAUCAAAUGUAACCUGGUUGCUGACAAGAGGAAAUCUGGUUCUACUAAAAAAAGAAGUGAAAAUUUUCCUAACUACUACUGUAAAAAUCAGAGAAAAUAUUUACUCGUACUUACAGGACCCAUGUGGGAAGCCUCUGCAACACUAGGACCAUUCCUGUACAUGGCCAGAACUCCAGAGAUCUACUAUGGUGAUUUUCAACCUCUCCUGAGUGCCCAUGAACAAUUUCCUUAUCUCUACCAGAUGUCUUCCAAGGACACAUCUCUACCACUAGCCAUGGUGUCCCUACUGGUUCACUUCAGAUGGAACUGGGUAGGAGUGAUCAUUUCAAAUGAAGACCGUGGAAUUCAAUUUCUUUCUGAAUUGAGAGAAGAGAUGCAAAGGAAUAUUGUCUGUUUAGCAUUUGUGAGUUUUAUCACAAAUGAUGAUAUUUCAUACUUUGAAAAGGCUAACAAGUAUAAUAAGCAGAUUAUGAAAUCAUCAGCAAAAGUUGUGAUUGUUUAUGGAGACAACGACUCUACUCUACAAAUACACUUUAUAGCAUGGAAAUUUUUAAAAAUUAAUAGAAUCUGGAUCAGUGUAUCACAAUUUGACAAGAUGACAGUUAUAGGAGAUUUCUUGCUUGACUCCAUCUAUGGUACUCUCAUUUUUUCACAUCAGAAUUCUGAGAUGUCUGAUUUUAAACAAUUUAUUCAGACAGUGCACCCUUCAAAUUACAGUAAGGAAAUUUCAUUUGCUAAACUAUGGUGGAUUUAUUUGAAGUGUUCUUUGCCAUCAUCUAAUUGUAAGAAACUGAAGAGUUGUUCUGCCACAACUUUAUUGAAGUGGUUAUUUAGGCAUCAGUUUGGAAUGUCCAUGAGUGAUACAAGUUAUAACUUAUACAAUUCUGUAUAUGCUGUGGCACACUCGCUCCAUGAGCUACUUCAGCGACAAGUAGACACAUGGUCAGACCAUCGUGGGAAAGGGCUGGAAUUUGACUCUUGGCAGAUGUUUUCUUUGCUGAAGAACAUAAAAUUUGUAAAUCCUGCUGGAGACAUAGUGACCAUGAAUGAGGAGGCAAAACGGGGUACACAAUAUGACAUUUUCUAUGUCACAGAUUUUAAACAAUCCUGUGGAAUUAAAGUGAAAAUAGGAAAGUUUUCUGGACAUUCUUCAAAUGAUCCACAAUUGUACAUAUCUGAUGAAAUGACAGAGUGGGCCACUGAUUUUAGACAGACUCCACCCUCCAUAUGCAGUAGUCCUUGCAGUCCUGGACACAGAAAGUCCCCUCAGGAGGGAAAAGCUGUCUGCUGUUUUGUUUGUGAUCCCUGUCCAGAAAAUGAAAUUUCCAACAUGACAAACAUGGAUCAUUGUGUGAAGUGUCCAGAUGACCAGUAUGCCAACACAAAACGAACUCACUGCCUCAAAAAGGCUGUCACAUUUCUGGCUUUUGAGGAUCCCCUGGGAAUGUCUCUGGCUGGCUUGGCUCUGUGUUUCUCUUCUCUUACAGCUCUUGUGCUCGCUAUAUUUUUGAAGCAUCAAGACACUCCCAUAGUCAAGGCCAAUAACCAAUUUCUCAGCUAUGUACUACUCAUCUCCCUCAUAUUUUGUUUUCUCUGUCCCUUGCUCUAUAUUGGCCAUCCCCGUAUGGCCACCUGUAUCUUGCAGCAGACAACAUUUGCAAUUUUCUUCACCAUGGCAACAUCUGCUGUCUUGGCUAAGACAAUUACUGUGGUACUAGCAUUCAAGAUCACUGUUCCAGAUAGAAGAAAGAGAUGGCUGCUGGCAUCAGGUGUACCUAACAUCGUCAUUCCCAUCUGUACCAUGAUCCAACUGAUUCUCUGUGGAAUCUGGCUGGGAACUUCUCCUCCAUUUGUUGAUGCUGAUGUAUACACUGAACAUGGCCAUAUUUUGAUUGUCUUCAACAAAGGUUCAGUUAUUGCCUUCUACUGUGUCCUGGGAUAUUUGGGCUCCAUUUCCCUGGCUAUCUUCACAGUAGCUUUCCUGGCCAGAAAUCUGCCUGACACAUUCAAUGAAGCCAAGUUCCUGACAUUCAGUGUGAUGGUGUUCUGCAGUGUGUGGAUCACCUUCCUUCCUGUCUACCAAAGCACUAAGGGCAAGGCUACAGUAGCUGUGGAGAUUUUCUGUAUCUUGGCCUCAAGUGCAGGGCUGCUUUUUUGCAUAUUUGCCCCAAAGUGCUACAUUAUUUUGUUCAAACCACAGAUAAAUUCUUUUCAUAAGAUCAGGAAACGACAUUCUAAAGCUGAAAAUGUCCAUUAA